AUGGGCCCCGUUGUGCUGAAGGACGACUGCGAUACAGAGCAUCGCGCCACGCGGCUGGACGGAGGAUCCUCCUACAGCGCUACAGUCGGUGGGGCGAGCGCGGAUGGCGGUGUCCAGACAUGUAUGGAGGACAUCCGGCGCAUGGACAAGGUGAAAAGUCUGCUGAAGUUCGAGUGCCUAAAGCGGUCGGCUAUCAAAAUGCACAACUCAACGGCAGUGGAUGCAGUCGUGAAACUUGUGAACGGCGUCCUCCAGGACAUGGACGAGAGUGCAACAGCUAUGCAGAACGAAGCCGAGAAUGAGCAGCAAGCCGAAGGAAGCGGGGCAGGUCGGAUGUCUGAGAGCCGUCGCGAGCCCGGCAGCAACGGUAAAGUGCGGAGUAGCGCACAAGACGAAGAAUGUGCAGAGACGCCCGUUAGUGCAGACGCGCAAACAGAGCGAGGUGCACUGGAGGGUUCACACGCUAGUCGGCGCAGCAUAGCAGAAACGCCAGCGACUGCAGCGGACCCAAGAAAAACGGAGCAGAGAAAAACCGAGCGUCCAAGCAAGGCAGCGGUUGCGGACGACCGGCCGAGCCGCAACGCGGUCAGCCGCCACUUCCGUCAGUCGGGGAUCGCCUUCUUGCAAAAUGAAGAGCUGCUGCAAAGCUGUCCGGGGAAGCGUCUCACGCUAGCGAAGUGGCUGCGCGAAGAAGAGCGCUACGAGGAAGCGUUUGAGCAGUACAACAAGAGUCAGGCAGCGGUCAGCACGAAGAGCCCGGCGGAGGCGCUGGAGCCUCAGGAAGAACACAUUGCAUGUGGGGAGAAAUUUCGUCGCACCUACUACCAGCAAAAGCAGCUCUCUGCGCAGAGAAAAAGUGUAGCGGAGUUGGGGAAUGCGCGUGAGAGCGACACGCAGGUCGAACAGGUCGACUCCUCGUUCCAACUGCACCCGAAUCCGGAGCAGAUCAAGCAGCUGGGCACGAAUUUGCAAUUGCGACCAGCGCAACUGCCGAGUCGGCCCACGAAGUUGCAACUGGGCAAGCUCGGGCUUUUCAAUUUAUCGGGGCUUCCGGCGAGCAGCGCAAAGGGCAGUCCCAAUGGCGAAAACAACAAUGCGGCACAAGCUGCUAGCGACGCCGAUGGCGUCUUCGAUCCGGACGAAGAACAGGAAAUCCAGAAACUCGAAGGCUUAGCCUACUGUAGUCGGAAAAUGGGCGAGUACGAC
This is a messenger RNA of Amoebophrya sp. A25, 1206 nucleotides long. The record is from the annotation of a GenBank genome assembly. Lineage: Eukaryota; Dinophyceae; Syndiniales; Amoebophryaceae.